Molecule: messenger RNA, 2821 nt
Organism: Bactrocera dorsalis (oriental fruit fly)
Lineage: Eukaryota; Metazoa; Arthropoda; Insecta; Diptera; Tephritidae
Exons: 4
Coding region: 198-2327 (709 amino acids)
Biological process (GO): cilium organization
Cellular component (GO): ciliary basal body
Source: RefSeq, a predicted model, not a curated record
AAGAAAUUUUCCAGCAACUCUAGGCAAAGUAAAAGCAUAAACGUAAAAAAACUAAAAUAAAUACAAAAUAGCAGCUUUUUGACAGUAAAAAAAUAUUAUUCUAUAAAAAAUUCUGAAGCGCAUACGAGGAAAUAAAAGUUUUAGUUAAGAAAUUAUUUUAAUUUACCAACCCUUGUGGCGCACACUGUUAACGUGUAAUGGCGUAUCAUUUUAGUGCAAAUCAGUUCGAGAAGGCUUACAGCGCAACACGUCUAUGCAAUUGGGAGUUGCCGAAGUGGUAUCCACCAAAACCGCGCGCCCAUAAGCAACCGACGAAAAUAAUCGCUGGCAAUAACGGGCAUUUGCUCUGCGGCGCUGAUCGUUCGGAUAAGAAUCCUUGGGGCUACUUUCGCAGCACUUACGAGCUACCACGUAAAAUAACUCGUAAAUUUGCCGACGAGUACAACGAGUGUCUGAUCAGAAAAUAUAAAUGGCGCAAUUUCCCACGCAAAAAGACUGUUUGUGGGAGAAAAGAUGAGCCACCGAAAUGCGAAGAUAAAUGUGAAACCGUCAGACGUAUUUUCAGUCCAGGUGAGAAAGGCAUUGGAAAGUGCGCUAAGAGUCAAGAUAAAAAACGUUCCGAUUUAGAAUACGUGCCAGGUGAUUUUACACCCUACGUACAUCAACACCCCACACGUGACCAGUUGCUGCAACAAAAGUACGAACGCGACAAUAAUAUUGAACCGGAACUGCCACUGAAUAAGCUCCUACUUGGUGAUCACCUUUGUCAAUCGGUUAAGCCGGACGUUACCCUUACCCGUCCCGUCAUACUACCGCUGACGCGUGUCUCUUCACCAACCGCGAACGCUGCUCAUCAUAGUUCCCAGCUGGAACCCACUACACCGACGGAACCGCAAAUUGGUCCAAUGCCACAAGUGCAGACGGAGACAUCGUUAUUGCCGCAAACAGCCGGUCUGACGGAUUCUGUUGGACCAAGUUUGGAAUACUUUAAACAAAAAUUCGGUUAUCAAAAUCCCGAUUCACCAUCGCUACAAAAUCUUGAGCAAACAAUGCCACUUAAAUCAAUUACAGCGAAACCCAACGAGCGUUCACCGUCACCUAUCAUUCCGCCCUACGCUAAUUUCGAAUUAGCUAAGCGCAUGCAUCAUGACAAUUUGGACCAUCAACCGUUGCCGGAUUGUGUGGUGGACAUGGCAUUCCGCAAGCGCCAAAUUACUGGUGAGCAUCCCGGCUUAGCGCUGGAUAUUGCUCCUUUUGCCACGGGCGUUGGCAUUAGAACGCAUAAUGCUGGCCCCACACAUUGUACGAAAAUGAAGGUAUUUCGACCACGCACCUGUGGCGUCGUGCCCAAAGCUUAUGCUGGUGACUUAUCACGUGCGAUUUCCUCAGCGCAGCCGGAUAAACCAAUGACAGCUAUGGAUUUGGCCAUUGGUUGGGAUUAUAGACCCAGCAAUCCAGCGGAUGAACCGCGUCGGCCACCACAUAUUGACGGUUCGGACGAUACCGCCGGUCCUGCUGUGUUCAAUUACGUAAAAACACCGCGCGAUGAGCCCGCUACAGAUUUAGGACGCUCGGCGGGUGUAUUCAAUAGUACGCUCGGCGAAACGGGCUUUUUCGAUAAAGAUAUAAUGCGACGCAAAUCAGAUUUUGGCGGUCGCGCAAUUGAACGCGACACAGACUGUCCCUGCAGCACCGAAGAUUGUAUGGUACGCGCGCCACCGCCACGUGCGCGUAGUGUAACUCGUGAUUGUGCGAUGCCUUCAAAUCGGUUGAGCAAGCAUUAUCAAUCUUCACCUAACAUCAUGGCUGAGGGAUACCGCGCAUUGCGCCAAAAAUAUCUCGGCGGCAGCGGUGGCAGUAUAGCAGCUUCAUGUGAGGCUCUUGUACCCGAACGUGGCUGUAGACGUUCGAAACAAAAUAUCGGUGCGCCAGGUUUUCUAAGCCGCGCGCGUUCAAGACUAUGCCACAAGGUUGCACCCGAACCACCGCGUUGUUACCACGCAGCGCCGCCGCGUGCCAUCUGUAAAGCACCAUUUCGUGUUGGUGUACCCAAAUACAAUGCAGCCGGGCAUUUUAUUAGCACGGACAGCGGCUGCAGUUUGGAAUCACAUAAUGCCAGUCGUGUGCUGGUGGUGCCGCGUCAACGUGAUCCCUACGCAAAACGGAAUUACGAUAUUGAUACGUUGGUGCCACCGUUUCGUUGUUUUGGCGGUGGCGCCGGAGAGGGCGGCUACCCAGAGCAUUGGCGCUUGGCCAGCGUAUAUCAACAUGCUUAUAAACCGCUCGAGCAGCGACGCAGGCCGCUACUACAGACAGUUUACAAGUAAUCAAUAAUUAAACGGUAUUACAAAUAUUUAUUUCAAAUAUAUUGUAAAAAAUAAUGAAAUAUAUGUACAUAUAUACACUGAAUGGGGUAUAUUAAGUUUGCCAUCAAGUUUGUAACAUUGAGAAGAAAGUGCCGGAUACCGGCACGGCGUGGUAGGUCGAUUUAGCGUUUAAGCGUCUGUCUGUCCUGUCUGCAUAUUCGCGAACUAAUCGCUCAGUUUUUGAGAUAUCGGUAUAAAAUCAUGUCACUCGUCAAAUUUUUUAUUUGAUUUUUUUAUUUUUUUUUUAAACAGACCAAUCAAGUUCUGGUAUGUAAUCUUUUGUAUUUGUGAAGCGUAAUAAUAAUAAUUAUAGCUUCGGUUGAGCCGAAGGGUUAACGAUAUUUCUUGUUGUCUUCUUUUAUUUUGGACAUUAAAUGUCGAAUGUCUAAACAAAUUUUGUUUAGAGUUUGUUUGUGGGUGAAGCCCUAAAACAAAUUAUUUAUAAAUUCUUAAUC